Alnus glutinosa is the source of this 1261-nucleotide messenger RNA. RefSeq lists its product as uncharacterized. NCBI's taxonomy places the organism in Eukaryota, Viridiplantae, Streptophyta, Magnoliopsida, Fagales, Betulaceae. The record is from RefSeq and is a predicted model, not a curated record. The coding region runs from base 313 to 993 and encodes 226 amino acids. The transcript is spliced from 3 exons.
AUCUGAUAUCUAUGAAGCGUAAAGCCACAACAGGGCAGGGAUUCCCGUGACACUUUGGCCUGCAAAAAGAUAAAAAAUCAUAGCUUUGCAUCAUAAGUUCCCCCACUCUCUAGUCCUUUAAACCCAACACCCAUUUCUCUUUCUCUUUCUCUCAUCCUAGUUUCCUCGUUAUAAUAAGCAUACACACACACGCACUUUCCAUUCCAUUGCAUCUCUCUCUCUCUCUCUCUCUCUCUCUCUAUCUCUCUAGAGUUCCACUAGUAGACUGAUCCUAUUCACUUUGGGGAGCAGAGCUGCAGAGGGUAAGAGAAAAUGCCAGGAUCAGGUUCAUUUUUAAGGCAACUGAGUGGAAGGGAAGCUUGGAAAUCAACAUCAAACAGGUGGGGAGGGAAUAGCAAGCAGAGUGGGGGCCGAAGAGCUAACAGUUGCUGUGAGGGAAGUUUGAAGCAGAUGGAAGGGCUUAACAUGUAUGGAGGCGAGAAUGGUGGGUUGGUGACGAGGAAGAGAGUGAUGGUUGUGGUGGACGACACCUCACACGCCAAGCAAGCAAUGAUGUGGGCGCUCACACAUGUAGCCAACAAGAGUGAUUUGCUCACUCUCCUUCAAAUCAUCCCUGCUGCUUCCAGUAAGGGCGGCUCUGAAAGCGCAUCCGAGUCCUCUUCUUCCUCUUCUCCUUACCUGGCCAACUCUCUUGGGUCUCUUUGCAAGGCUUGUAGACCUGAGGUGGAAGUAGAAGCCCUGGUUAUUCAAGGGCCAAAACUGGCCACAGUGUUGAGUCAAGUGAAGAAGCUGGAAGUGACUGUGCUGGUGCUGGGACAGAAGAAGCCAUCAGUUUUCAGCUGCUUACGCGGGACCAGCAGUACAGAGGAGUUUGUGGAGCAGUGCAUUAACAAUGCGGAGUGCUUGACUUUUGGAGUGAAGAAGCAGAGCAGUGGCAUGGGUGGCUACCUAAUCAGCAGCAGAUGGCAGAAGAAUUUCUGGCUCUUGGCUUAGGCCUAGACUCCUAGUUAUUAUGACAAAUAUAUACCGGAAGAUAGACUUUCUAAUAUUAGCUUUCUUAGCUUAACUCUGUGUAACUACUACUAAGUACUGACUAGAUCUCUCUUUGUAUUAAGCAAAGUGAAAAUAAAAGCUCCACUCUCUGUCUUUCUCAACAUUGAUGUCCACUCUUUUCCCUCACCCUGCUGGGCUAGAUGACCAUGACAAUUACGCCUGGGGCUAUUGCAAAAUAAAUUUUACAAUAUGUUUCUUCAUAUUCCAA